AACGUGCAGCGGCCAUCAUUGAAUCGGGCGGUGUUUCCGUUUGCGGAAGUUAGUUCCUUCCACUUCAGUGUUUCCGGCUUCAAAAUGGUCGCCUCAGCGAUUUAGUGAGACGGUGCACAUUUUUCCAUCCCCAUCGGGUUGUUGUUGUGUUUUGCUUUGUUUGUUUUUUUUUAACCUGGAUGUGACGCAUUAAAGGACCCGACGGAAAUAUAGCUGUAGGCUUUCUAAGAUGGCGAACCGUACGGUGAAGGAUGCACACAGCAUCCACGGCACCAACCCUCAAUAUCUAGUGGAGAAGAUCAUUCGGACGCGCAUCUAUGAGUCCAAGUACUGGAAAGAGGAAUGCUUUGGACUUACAGCUGAACUUGUAGUUGAUAAAGCCAUGGAGUUAAGGUUUGUGGGUGGCGUUUAUGGCGGCAACAUAAAGCCAACUCCUUUUCUGUGUUUGACCUUGAAGAUGCUGCAAAUUCAGCCUGAGAAGGAUAUCAUUGUAGAGUUUAUCAAAAAUGAAGACUUCAAGUAUGUCCGCAUGUUGGGGGCACUUUACAUGAGGCUGACAGGCACUGCAAUUGAUUGCUACAAGUACUUGGAGCCUUUGUACAAUGACUAUCGGAAAAUCAAGAGCCAAAACCGAAAUGGGGAGUUUGAACUGAUGCAUGUGGAUGAGUUUAUUGAUGAGCUACUGCAUAGUGAGAGAGUCUGUGACAUUAUUCUGCCCCGACUACAGAAACGCUAUGUGCUAGAGGAAGCUGAACAAUUGGAGCCUCGGGUUAGUGCCCUAGAAGAGGACAUGGAUGACGUGGAGUCCAGUGAAGAGGAGGAAGAGGAAGAUGAAAAGUUGGAGAGAGUGCCAUCACCUGAUCACCGCCGGAGAAGCUACAGAGACUUGGACAAGCCCCGUCGCUCUCCCACACUGCGCUACAGGAGGAGUAGGAGCCGGUCUCCCAGAAGGCGGAGUCGGUCCCCCAAAAGGAGAAGCCCCUCCCCUCGCCGAGAAAGGCAUAGGAGCAAGAGCCCAAGACGUCAUCGCAGUAGGUCUCGAGAUCGACGGCACAGAUCCCGCUCUAAGUCCCCAGGUCAUCACCGUAGUCACAGACACAGAAGCCACUCAAAGUCCCCUGAAAGGUCUAAGAAAAGCCACAAGAAGAGCCGGAGAGGGAAUGAAUAAUGGACUCAGUUUGAUUUCAGUCCAGAUGGCCUCCUGUGGAUAGGAGAGUAUCUGUCUAUGUGGAAGGAUUAAGAUUUAUUCCCUAGGCAGCUAUGAAAAUAUUUUAGUUUCUUCUUACCAAGUUUUUCACCUUUUUUUUUUUUCCUUAAAAAGGAAAGAGGUGCUGAACAUUGUGAAGAUACCCCUUUUUGAAUCAUAACCCACAUGUUUGGGAGAUAAUGUUUCCUAAGGGCUACUUUUGACCUGUUUUGUACACCCAACCUUGAUUGUAGCCAGACUGAAUUUAUGAGGGUAUGAAGGAUAUUGGGGGGGAGGGGUAUAUGGAUGACAGGGAAAGGAUGUGGCCAUCUGCUGACCCUUUUUUUGUUAUUAAACCUGACACGCCCGUUUCCCAUUUUUCUGUAGUUUAUUCUUUGGUUUGCUUAGCAAUGGAACUGCUUUGAGACUCCUAGGAUUUGUGCUGCUGUUGUUAGAUUCAAAGAUCAAAUCAGUAAAACAUACUAACGCCUCUAACUUUUUUUUAAACAGCAGGAGCAAGUGGUAAUGACCAUGUAAACUGACUAGUUAGCACCAGCUUUGCAGGAGCAAAAUGCAAUCAAACAUAAGGCUCCUUCUGGAUCACUUAGUCCAGAUUCACUGAACAGCUCGACAAGCAGUAACACAUAACAUCCUUUAUACAGCACAGUGGUGUUCUUCCCCAAAAGCCUUGAAUUCCAGGUCAAGGAGCUCACCCUGUCUUACAAAAGUGUUGACUUUAUCCAAGCCUAAUCAGUAAUAGUAGGGCAACAGAACUGAAAAAGGUUUAAUAGAGAGGGAAGUGUGUAAUGCCACUCAUAGUUCUGACUUAAAUAGAUGGACAGUAGUGCCAUUCACAACUUCAGAAAAUAUAUCAGGAAGAUACCAAGUUUUGGAGGGACCACAGAGUCGAGGGAGGUGGUGGUGAAAACGGUACAUUCAGUUUAACAAGUUUAAUUUGAGACAACAGUGGUAUAUUUGGAGUCCCUGAGUGGUACAGAUGGUUAAUGUACUUGGCUGCUAACCGAAAGGUUGGCAGUUUGAGUCCACCCAGAGGCACCUCAGAAGAAAGACCUGGUGAUCUACUUCUGAAAAAACCAGCCAUUAAAAACCCUUUGGAAUACAGUUCUACUCUUGACACACAUGGGUUUUUAUGAGUUAGAAUCAACUCAAAGGCAACUUGGUUUUUGGUAUGAUACAUCUAGAUACAGUCCAGACAGCUGGAAAUAUGUACUGGAGUUCAGCAUAGUGAUCGAAGACAGAACUGACAAAUGUUAGGUAAUUGUGGAAGGUGUGUAAUUAGAUGAGAUUGUCCAGGGAGUGUGUGUAAACAACAGAACUGUAAGCAACACCAACAUUGGUGUAAGGAGGAAAAGCAGCCACCAACUGAAAAGUGAAAUGAACCAUUCAGAAAGGUCGGAGAAUUAGGAGAGAGCAGGUCAAAGAAGCGAAGGGUCUAAGCAAAAUAAGGACUGAAAAGUAUCCGUGAGCAUUGAUAAUCAAAAGAGGGUAUUGAUUUUUACUAAAGCAGUUACUUCUACUUUCCUUUCCUCCUUUAAAAAGCAAAGAGUUAUUCCUUCAACACUAGUCCUAGCAGGAACUGUGAAGACGAGCUCCUCACAGGAUUGUUUCUUGGGAAGUCAUCAGAUCACAGGGUAAACAGUCCAUUAUUUGCUACUGAACUGAAGAAACUUAGUAGACACAGAUCCUUUACAACAAUAUUAAAGAAUGUUUGGAUCACAUUAGAACUCAUAUAUAUUCUUCAGUGAUUCCCUCAUGAUACUACCUGGGUUGGCAAAGGUUGUCCCUGAGAGCUGUUAUGUGUUUGUGAUGUAGCUAUAUAUAGGACUACUUUUAAAAAUUAGAUACAAGCUCAUCUAUUUAAGUCUGUUAUAGAGUACUAGCAGCUAUUUCUUUACCAAAGUGAUUUAGGUGGAAAGAAAUUUCUUCUGGAGAAAUGAUCCACAGGCCAGCCAAAUUUACUACAUGUUAUAAUCCAGUAUAUUCAUAAAAUUUUAAAACCUCACAAAAAAAUUUUAAUAGAAAAAAUAAACCUUCCUAAAACAAACUUUAAAGCACGUUUUAGACAUACGGUUAAAUCUCGACCAAAAUUGAGGCAGCAUAGCCAACCUAGAGCAGGAAGCAGACUGUUCAUAGUCUCUAAUUAAAACAGAGGUAAGAGUCAGUGGGACAUGUUGAACAUCACUGUAGAGACAGUUUUGAUAAAUUACAGAACUGCAGAGAAGAUGGAUCUUAAGGAUAAACCUUGCUGAAGGGCCAUUUCUGUCGUCUAUAUGCUAGCCUACUGGACGAGGCCUUUAAACAAUCACUUUAAAACAUUUUGACCACAACAUGUAUUAAGAAAUACAUUUUACAUCUUGCCUCUGUACAAACAUAUGCAUACUAUGUGCUGAAAUUUCAUGAAAUAAUUCUUACCCCUUAUUCAAAGUACACGCUUGACAUUUCCUAUUCGAGUUCAGUUUUUAAUAACAGGUGCAAACCACUAAAUUGAUUUCAUUUCCCACUGUUUGAAAAACACUGCUUUUUGAAGAGCUUUGCAGUGGGGCAUGAUGACCUCUUAAUGCUAGGAAAUGAAGGGAGAUGUGUUCCAGGAGCAGAGGAAAUAAUGGAUUUGGUGAGAAGGUAUCAAUACAACAACCCAAAUUAAUAAUUUCCCUAGCUCCUUCCCAUUAUUCUUCAGUAGCUAGACCUGAUUAAAAUUAAGCAUUAAUCAAAAAAGAAUGAUUAUAAAUGCCACUUCUGCUCCCCAAGAAAACAAACCAAACCCGUUGCUGUCGAGUUGAUUCUAACUCAAAGCGACCCUCUAGGGCAGAGCAGAACUGCCCCAUAGGGUUUUCAAGGAGCGGCUGGUGGAUUCGAACUGUCGACCUUUUGGUUAGCAGCCUGAGCUCUUAACCACUGUGCCUCAGGGCCCUAGAAGUUAAAGGAACAUGAAGUAAAUUCUCUACAGACUCAGAAAAGAUACAGCAGACAGCAUGAGCUGUUAAAAUUUUUUAAAUACAUGGGUUUAAAGGAGAUUAAAAGAAAAUAAACUGGUGGAACUUCAAAGAAAUGAAGAUUUUUUAAAUUGCAGAAAUUAAAGCCUUAUUAGAAGCUACAAAAUACAGAAGCAUAGAGAAAACAGGCAGGAAGAGAUAAGAAAUGGAAAAGAGUAAAGUGAUAAAAGCUACAGAGAUAAUGUAGAAAAUACUUGAAAUCCAGCACAUGCAAAGUAAUCUUAUUUAAAAAAAUCCUGAAUUUAAAGGAUAAAUUAUAUGAGCACCCAAGCAGAGAAAUCAAGUCUCUGUAAGGGGGAAAUAAGAUGACCUCAGAUUUUAUAGCAAACCUACUUCUCCAAGAGCUGGAAGGAGAAGAUAAACAUUAAAUUUAAAAGAAAAUCUUGAAUGCUCGUCAUAUUUUAACAAAAGCGUAAGUUAGGCCAGAUAUCUCAUUAACAAAGCAAAUAAGCUGAGAGAUGCUGAAGUUAUAACACUUGAAUAUAAAAGCUAACAGUAAAUAUACCUGGUCCUAACAUUCAAUAAACGCCUUUUCAGGCUGUAACUAGGGCAAGGAAAACCCUGAACUUCCUACAAUAGACUUAAAGCUUUGUCUCUGUUAGGAAAUGAUGGCAGGAUCCCAGGUACUCGAAGCAACACACAUCCCAGGAAGCAGGACAAAGACAAUACAAUCAUUCUGCACACUUCCAAAUACAUCUGUAAUAUCAUUUAGCCUAAAAUCCCUGGCAAAUCUGUUUAAUAAACAGAUUAGACAAAAUGACCUCUUCUGACUAUGUAAUACCAAAAUCAGCUAAAAAAAUCUCCUACCAACAACACAAGUCUGAAUUCCAACACUUCUGUAAUUACUGAUUGUACAAGCAUUACUGCUAACCAACUGGCAUCCUAGCAAAUUUGUUUUUUAGGGGGUAGUACAAGAUUCAGAAUGGAUAUACAGUCUGGCAUAUAAUGCUGUUGUUAGCUGCCACUGAGUUGGUUCCAACUCACAGCCACCCCAUGUACAACAGAAGGAAACACUGCCCGCUCCUGCACCAUCCUCACAAUCGUUA
Molecule: messenger RNA, 5246 nt
Organism: Trichechus manatus latirostris (Florida manatee)
Lineage: Eukaryota; Metazoa; Chordata; Mammalia; Sirenia; Trichechidae
Gene: PRPF38A
Product: pre-mRNA processing factor 38A
Exons: 10
Coding region: 230-1168 (312 amino acids)
Cellular component (GO): precatalytic spliceosome
Source: RefSeq, a predicted model, not a curated record